Messenger RNA from Seminavis robusta, 3819 nucleotides. NCBI's taxonomy places the organism in Eukaryota, Bacillariophyta, Bacillariophyceae, Naviculales, Naviculaceae. The record is from the annotation of a GenBank genome assembly.
AAAGCGAAACGUUGAUACCGGUACUACCAGAGCCUCACAAAGAUACCAUCAGCCACCAUGAGUAUGAGUUCCAGUAUUCCGUUUGCCAGUUUCAAUCAAACAUCGGAGCUGACUUCGGUUCCGCAUGAUCCCAUGCUGUCGUUGGCAUCCAAUUGUAUCCGAGAUUAUUUUGGUCCUACCGUGCAAUUGGUUGCUGAUGGGCUUGUCUUUCGUGGAGAACCAUUGACACUUCAGCAGUUGGUUCAGUGCUUGAGGACGAAAUGCCGGCAGAAAGUGUACAGCCAAGAACGGAUCCGUUUGCUGGGCCCAAAGGUGGCAUCACGCCUUCAAAAUCAAUCCUUGCAAUUGCCUCCCAUCAAGGCAGCUCUGUUGGUUUUGAUCCAGCACUCCAUUGUGACUGUCACUGUCAAAAAGGUCAAGGGAAAAUUGCAGUACCAAUACACUUAUGACCGAACCAGAGCUCGCCUCUUACCCAGGUAUCCUCGCUAUGUAGAGUAUGCCAAGAGGGCCCUGGAUGAUAAUGCCGUUGCCUUGGUGGAAGAAUUGCUCGUGCAAGGACGGCUCAGGACUGUGGAUGCAGUCUCCAAGACUGUCGAGAGACUCGAGCAAGCAGCUGCUGCGAAUGAGGAAGCUGCGAAUGAGGGAGAGGACGAUGACGAGAACAAGCCGGAUGAUAGCAAAAAGAAAGAAGACAAUACUGCCUUGAAACAGACGGUUCUAGAGAGUUUCAAAAAAUUGGCACAAGCUGGCUUUCUGGAAGAAGUACCCAAAAUGAAAAACGAGUCAGAAAACGCGGACCCAGAUGCCGGAGAAACAGAAUUUGAAGCCAAGGAACCACCCAAAAAGAAGCAAAAGACAGGCAACGAUGCGGCUGAUGACAAUGUCAAACUGCAGGAGGAAGAAGAUCCUGAGAUUGUCAGUUUGCUGAAAGGCUCGGCCUACAAGAGAUUUCUGACUCGUCACACGGUCUGGAGAGUCAACAUUGCCAUGUUUCACGAGUCUCUUCGAAGCUUCAUCUUGGGACGUCUUGUGGCGGAACGAUAUGGACACAAAGUACAAUCUGCCGGAUCUAUGGUCACUGCGGCAUUGAAAUAUCUAGCCCACAGGCGACAUGCCGAAAAGAGUACCGAUACCGAAAUGACCUUUGAUGCAGCCAGCAUUCAACGGUACCUUCCCAAACCCGUUCAAGAGUUGUUGGAGAAAAAGCGACAGGCAGCUGUCGCCAACAACACGAGUCGUAAUAUGGCGGUCGUUUCGCAAGUGGCAAGAGCAUUGCAACAAUUGGCAUCGUACAAAUCUCCCAUUUGUGUCUUGGAAGUCGAAACAGGGGCCAAACCGGAGGACUCUCGAUUCGAGAUUUGUACUACUCGAAUGGUCCAGUACCUGCAACAACGCAUCACCAAUCAAAUGAUUUUGGAUCAUCACGGAGAAGUGGGCGCUCGUAUUGUCACCGUAUUGUCUCGCAACGGGUAUUUGGAAUCGGAUUCUCUUGCCGAAGUCUCCAUGGUGCCAGCCAAGGAUUGCAGAGAGAUUCUGCAUCGUCUGUAUCGCAGCAAAUACAUUGAUCUUUUCACCCUCAGCCAAAGCCGACAACAUAAUCCUUCCAACAUGAUCUACCUCUGGACCGUCAAUGGUCAGCGCAUCCUCAAGAAUGCGACCGACAAUGUCUGCACGGCGCUUCUCAAUUUGCGGCUGAGGCGCCAACACGAAGUGGAAGUUGGGAAGAACUGGAUUGAACGGGCCCAGGAAGCUGGUGAUAUGGAUGAGAAUGAUCACGAGGCGGACAAACAGAAUCACAAAAAGUUUUGUUUGGGCCUGGAACGUUUGUACGGCUCCUGUCUCCAACUCGAUGAGACCCUGAUGAUUAUGGAGGAUAUGUGAGGGUUUAGUACUGUAGCACCGAUAGCACAUUGCUGGUGAUUUGUCUAAACAAUUAAUUACAGCCAGUGUUCUUGCCAAGAAACGCCAUCAACACGAGGCCACGCACAAACAGUUGUGCCACCGGUAAUGAGUGUCAAGCGCGUAUUGAAUGAUACCGGUAGAUUGAAUCGGUGAUGCUGCUUUGAAGCAAUCGAGGACGACGAAUAAUUCGAUUCGGAUCCCAUGCAACAGGGCGCGGUUUUCGUGUAGUGCACUACAGUAUGGUGCAGUCGAGUGAAAGAACAUCAGUUCGUUCUGGACUGCUGUGAUCUAGCUAGGAGCUACCAAUCGGAGGCUGGAAAUGUUGCAAUCGGACGAGGCUGGAAAUAUUGCACUGCUCCGUGCAAUAGUCUUUCACCGAUGCUGCAGCAGUUUGAAUUUGGGGUACAACUUAGUUGGAAGCCUCAAUCGAAUGUACCACCAGUAAUCGUGGUCAAAUGAACCACAGGUCUCUCCUCAGGUGUUGAAGCAGGAGGGUCACCAGCCUCUUGCUCUUUGAGAUAGGUUUCUAGUAGAGGUCCAGAGACAUCAUCAUCUGCCUCCACCGUAUCAUCUUGAUCUUCACUGCCAGCUUUUGGUCUCAAGAUCCUGGUUCUGUUACCAAUAUUUUUCAUUUGUUCCGCCAUUUGUUUAUAGUUUUGUUCCAGCACCAUCAAGUUCUCGACCAAAGCAUCUUUGGAGAGUCCCGAGAGUGCAGAUCGCUGCUCCUCGGCAUUACGUGAAUUAUUCCAUACAGCACCCAAGUUACCACCAUACUUUCGCAGCCACGGCAUGAGGGUUCCUGUGAAGGCCAUGCGCCACGCUGCACCCCCGCGAGUUCCAAAGUCAGAUCCUUUCCGUAGCUUUAUCAUGAACAGGAGACCAAGUCUUUCAAUCAGUGGAUGGCGAUGCUGUAGCAUGGGAACAACACAAUAACGAGUGUCAGGCUCACGAUGACGCAGUCCAAACAAUGAGAAGCCAGUAGCUGCUUGUGCCAGCAAUGGCACGGCAGCAACCGAUUCAACCACGUACGGCCUCAUGGAUCAGUAAAUCACGGGCAAAGCAAUGUGGCAACCCAUCCAAAGGUAUAUCAUCUCUGAACCAUCCAACGCCAGGAGCAAACACUUCUCUGUCAAUUCGUCCCAAGUAAAGAAGGAAGAUAGCCUACACAGCGCAAGAUUGACUUUCUUUGUGAGAGAGUCUCACCAUGUUGGCAUUGCUCAAUGAACAACGUACCAUAAACUUGAGGCCGCGAACCAAAGCUGUGAAAGUCGUUAGUCCAAGAUUCCAUACUUCCUGGAUUGUGUUGCUAAUGUUGACAAUGGCGGGACGACUUCGAUAGUACCCUCGACUCCAUCGGCUUCGAAUGAACAACAUCAGCACCUGUUUGAGUAUCAUCGUUAUCAGCAUUCCGAUACAGUUGGCAGUAAAUCGAAUCAUCAUUUGUUGUGUGUCAACAUAUAAGCACAAGAAGGUAAAGACGCUGAAAAGGGCGUAAAAGGCAGCUGCAGAACACAAGCACGUCCAAAAGGCUGCACCGAACAAGAGAUUGGCGGAGUCCACUGAUCUCAGCAAAGAUGGUUGUGUUAGAUUCAGUGGCCAAAAGAACCUCUUCUGGGAAACCGAUUGAUACUCACUGGCAAACCGAUUCUGCAAAAACCUCCUAUCAUCAAGGCUGCGCAGUUCUCCGCAACGGUACUUCAGAAUACUGGACACCGCAGAGGGAACAUAGAGCAAGCUAGUUGAAAUUGCCGCGAAAAAUGCUGGUGGGAACCCAACAGCAAGCACAAGGAUAAACCUUGGAAUUUGAUCCACACAAGAAGUCGAUGAGUCAAACUCUGCGGGCGAUCGUCACAGAGUUAAGAAAGGCCAUUGGCCAAAUAGACUUACUUUUCAUUGGACAGAAGAUCAGGUGCCACC